Periconia digitata is the source of this 851-nucleotide messenger RNA. The record is from the annotation of a GenBank genome assembly. NCBI's taxonomy places the organism in Eukaryota, Fungi, Ascomycota, Dothideomycetes, Pleosporales, Periconiaceae.
GACUUGACCUUUCAGGCAAACAUAAUCCCGUCAUCUUCGAACCCCGCCCCAUCGGUGCCUAGAACAACACAAACUCCCACCAAAUUUCCACUGCAAAGAGAUACAAAACGAUUAAGAUGGGGACCCAAUUCUCUACUUCCUCAUCUAUCCCAAUCCCUUCCAUAACCCUCCUCUGCAUCGACGAAGCCUUUGAAACCGCCCUCAAAGCUGCCGCAGAAGCACACUCUCUACCCUCUUCCAUCAACAUCACAUUCUCGCACACCUACUUCGACGCACUCCCUUCGUCCACAAAAUUCGAUCUCAUCGUCUCGCCCGCAAAUUCCUUUGGCCUCAUGGACGGCGGCUUCGAUGCUGCACUAUCCAUCGCAUUUGCACCGCAGGAUGAUUAUUUGGCGCUCACGCGGGUGGCUAAAAAAGCGCUAUACAAUGAGUAUCGCGGCUUUGCGCCUCCAGGAAGCUGUUUGAUUGUGCCGCUCGAAGGUGAACCGGAUUUGAAACCGAACGACUGGGGGUGCAAGUACAUGGCGAUUUCCCCGACCAUGAAGAUCCCGCAGGCUGUGAGGUGGGAUCGAGAGGUAGUGUUUGAGUGUAUGUGGACUUUGUGCGCCGCAGUCGAUCGGCAUAAUCGACGAGUGAAGGAAGGUGGCGAGGGGAGUGAGAUCAAGACGAUGAUGAUGACGCCUUUUGCGACGGGCUGUGGGAUUGUGAGUCCGCAGAAGUGGGCUGCGCAGACGGUGUUGGCUCUGAAGCAAUUUGUGGAGGCAGUGGAGAAAGAGGAGGAGUGGAUGGCGAUGAGCUGGCCUAGCAUCAAGGGCCUGCAUCGGGAGGUUGAGAAGACUUAUGAUCUUUGA